Messenger RNA from Daktulosphaira vitifoliae (grape phylloxera), 444 nucleotides. RefSeq lists its product as uncharacterized. The record is from RefSeq and is a predicted model, not a curated record. The transcript has a single exon. Bases 1 to 444 code for a protein of 147 amino acids. NCBI's taxonomy places the organism in Eukaryota, Metazoa, Arthropoda, Insecta, Hemiptera, Phylloxeridae.
AUGUCUGAAGCUUUUGAAGUUAGUACAGGAUUAAAACAAGAAGAUUCGCUCUCACCUACCUUAUUCAAUUUAGCCUCGGAGAAAGCCAUAAGGGAGUUGCAAAUGGAAACUACGGGGAUAGCGAUAGGCCAACAGUUAAUACAAGUACUUGGUUUUGCUGACGAUUUAAAUAUCUUAGAAAACUCCGUAGAAGAUACGGAAAAAGCAGUUCAAGUGCUCGAACGAGCAGCCAGUAAAUUAGGUUUAAAAAUUAAUAUGGAAAAAACAAAGAAAAUGGAACUACUAGGCGAGGAAGACAACACUUCUACGGGAUCCCUAGCUUUCAAAAAUGUUAAUGAAUUUCGGUAUCUAGGUGCAGUACUGAGUAAAAACAAAGACUGGGCUAGGGAAAUAUGUGUAAGGAUAAUAAAAGCAGAAAUAGCAACUUUUGCUCCAAAUAAAUAA